AUGAAUGGCUGCGCGGAGUCAGUCUCGAACGUGUGCCUCUGGGGAUACCUGGCGACCUCCCCAGAGUAUUUUAGCCUUAGCGGAGUAAGGGCGCACUGCCUCGCCGGACUUUUCACACGUCCCAACUCGUGGGAACAGAAUGGAUCCAAACAAACACAAAUUAAGAAGAAGGAGGAGAAGAGGAGAACAGUGGAGGAAGAAGUUAGACGAAAGGAAGAAGAGGAAGAAGAAAGGAGGAAAUUCGAAUGGGAACUAAUACAAAGACAAAAAAAGAACAAAAAAAUAAACAGAAGCACGGACAGGAUACUAUUAACGAUACUGGAAGAGGAGAAUGAAGAAGGAGAAGAAAACCAAAAGGGAGACGAGAGUAGUGAGGGGGCACUACUGAAAAAAAUAAUAUUCGGAGAAACGGGAAAAAAAAGGGAAAGGGAGGAAAGCAAGGUUGAGGGGGAAAUAGAAAAUAAAAAAGAAAGGAAAGAGGGAGAAACAACAACGGGAGAGGAGGAGGAAAUAGAUAACAAAAUUUUAGGAAUUAAAAACAUGAUGGGAGGGGAUGAAAAAUUAAUAAAAAAACUAGAGGAGCUGAGGGAACUUAUAUCCAAAAAAAAUCUGAGUAAAGUGAGGUGCAGGGAAUGCAGGGAAGAGAAAGAAAAACAAAGAAAAAAGGAGAAAACACAAAAUAUUAUAAGGGAAUUAGAUACAGGGGGUGGAGAAUAUGAGGUAUGGGAAAGAUUAGCAGGGGAAGAAUGGGAAGAAGAGGUAUAUAAAAAAACAAGAUGGGAAAGGGAUAGGGUAGAGGAAGUAUUAAGAAAUAGAAUAAGUAGUCUGAUAAUAAUAGGAAAAGAAAGGGGAGGGGAAACAAUAGAAAAAAUUAAAAAAUUAAGGGAAGAAGUUUGGGGAAUAAUAGACGAGCUAGAGGAGGGACAGAUGGACAUUAUAGAAAAUAGGAUCAAAACAAAAAACAAGGAGCGAGAAUGGCACGAUUAUUUGGUUAGGGUAGGGGAGGAAGAAGAUCAAAAAUAUAAAAUCAUAAAGGAGAUGGCCAAACUGGCGGCGGAGAGGGGGGAAAAAAUAAUCAAUGUCAUAAUAGGAGAGGGUAUUAAGAAAAACAAAAUCAGACAAUUAUUAGAAUAUGUAGGUAGGAGGGAGGACACGGAGUGGAAGGUAAUUACCAAGGGAGAGGAAAGUGGUGGUGGAAUCAAAACAGGAGGGGGAGAAUCGAUGUUUAUCAAAACGGGCGAUAAAAAAUUUUCAGACGUCUUGAAAAACAUUAAAAAUGUAGUGAAUGUUGAGAAAAUAGGCGUCAAAGUCGAGUCCGUCCGAAAAACGGGAGGGGGGGACCUCCUAGUAAAAGUAAAGGGCCAAGGGGCGGCCGAAAGACUAAAAGAAGAAAUAAAAAGCAGAAUUGGAACAAAAAUGGAUAUGACGGUGAAGAGGAAAGAAUCAAUCUUCACCGUCAUGGAGGUAGACCCAUCGGUCACUCCGUCAGAAUUAAAGGAGGCCGUCUGUGAGUGGACCGGCAUCGAUAGGGAAGAAAUAGAGGUGAGAGGCAUGAGGGAGAGCAGGGGAGGCGGACAGACGGCCACCCUAGCAAUAAGAGAAGAAAGAGCGGCCGCCCUUAGAUCUGCCCAGAAGAUAAGGGUCCAUUGGCAGUAUUGCUCCGUAAAGGAGAGGUUUACCCCCCUUAGGUGCUAUCGCUGCCUGGAAUAUGGCCACAGCACCUACAAUUGUAGCGGCAAGGAUAGAAGCAGGUGCUGCUUCAAUUGUAUCAAAGAGGGGCACCGGGCACAAGAGUGCCAAAAUGAGGCGUGGUGCCUCUCAUGCGACAAUAAAGGCCAUAGGACGGAUACGAUGGCGUGCCCUAAAUAUCGAAAUAUAGUAUUUGGUAAAUAG
Molecule: messenger RNA, 1893 nt
Organism: Diorhabda sublineata
Lineage: Eukaryota; Metazoa; Arthropoda; Insecta; Coleoptera; Chrysomelidae
Product: golgin subfamily A member 6-like protein 22
Exons: 1
Coding region: 1-1893 (630 amino acids)
Molecular function (GO): nucleic acid binding; zinc ion binding
Source: RefSeq, a predicted model, not a curated record